Molecule: messenger RNA, 729 nt
Organism: Phyllostomus hastatus (greater spear-nosed bat)
Lineage: Eukaryota; Metazoa; Chordata; Mammalia; Chiroptera; Phyllostomidae
Product: lipocalin Can f 6.0101-like
Exons: 7
Coding region: 1-540 (179 amino acids)
Molecular function (GO): small molecule binding; odorant binding
Source: RefSeq, a predicted model, not a curated record
AUGAAGCUGCUGCUGCUGUCUGUGGGGCUGACCCUGGUCUGUGCCCACCAUGAAGAGAAGCAUGAUGUCGUGACAAGCAACUUUGACAUGUCAAAGAUUUCUGGGGAGUGGCAUACCAUUCUCUUGGCCUCGGACGUGAAGGAAGAUAUAGAAGAACUCGGUAGCAUGAGAAUGUUUGUGGAAUCCAUCCAGGCCUUGGAUAACUCUUCUCUGUUACUGAAAUAUCAUAAAAAGAGCAACGGAGAAUGUGCUGAACUGACUUUCGUUUCUGAAGAAACAGAAGAGGAAGGUAUAUAUAGUGUUUUCUAUGAGGGAUACAACGAGUUUCACAUAGUUGAAGCAGACUACAAUGACUAUGUUAUUUUUUAUUUCUUGAAUUACCAUAAUGAGAAAAUAACCCAAGGAAUGGAGCUCUACGGCCGCAACCCAGAUGUGAAUCCUCAAAUCAAGAAAAGGUUUGAGGAACUUUGCAAAUACCAUGGAAUUCCAGAGGAAAACGUGCAGGACUUGACCAAUGCUGACCCCUGUUCCCAGGACUGAUGGAGCCACAGAGCCCAGGCCUCCAGUGCCCAGUGAGUGCUUCCUUCCACGGUCCCCAUGUCAUCCUGUGACAAGUUCUGUGACCUGAUUUCCAGGACUGUACUCCAGGAAGGCAUUAUCUCUGAAUCUUCAGCAUCUUCUCAACGUGUCUAGAAAAGACUCAUCAACUCACCAAGAACCAAAUGUUUU